Molecule: messenger RNA, 3983 nt
Organism: Poeciliopsis prolifica (blackstripe livebearer)
Lineage: Eukaryota; Metazoa; Chordata; Actinopteri; Cyprinodontiformes; Poeciliidae
Gene: icmt
Product: isoprenylcysteine carboxyl methyltransferase
Exons: 5
Coding region: 242-1117 (291 amino acids)
Biological process (GO): C-terminal protein methylation
Cellular component (GO): membrane; endoplasmic reticulum
Molecular function (GO): protein C-terminal S-isoprenylcysteine carboxyl O-methyltransferase activity
Source: RefSeq, a predicted model, not a curated record
GCCUCAACUCCUGUCACCGGAUAGCUCCUGAAGGUGUCUGGUGACACACUGAGUGCCUUUCUGGAGCUGAAAAUCCAGAACUUGUCCAUACUCCGGGUUAACGAACUCAAAAGUUUUAAUUUAGCCCGCUUUCUACGAAAACCGAGAUUUUCUUUUUUUUCUGAUGGUCUUUGAAUGCGGCAUACGUCAACAACAUUGAGACCUCGCGAGACUCGGUUUGGCACAUCCCGGUACUUCCAUCAUGGCAGGCAGUAAGUUGGUGUUAGAAGGCAGAGUGAGUGUAAAAAGCUUUCUUUUAGGCCUCAGCGUCGUCCUCAUCCCGCUCAUUCGGACCUGGUUCGGACACCUGGACUGGGUCUUUGAUUAUCUGACAGAGACUCCCGGGAAAAUUGCAAUUUGUGUCCACAUUGCGGCUAUUAACGGCCUUUUGCUUGUCAUAUACAGGGGACCAGUGUAUAAGGUCGCAGUGAGAGCCUGCUUCCUGGGAGUUACGUUUGGCUGUGGCCUAAUCAUCAGCUUCUCUGACACCACUUGGACACAUUUUGGCUGGUACAUGUGCUCCCUCUCGUUCUUCCAUUACUCUGAAUACCUGGUGACCGCCGUCAUCAACCCUCGCAGCCUGUCGCUGGACUCGUUCCUGCUCAACCACAGCCUGGAGUACACGCUGGCCGCCGUGUCGUCCUGGCUGGAGUUCACCGUGGAGAAGCUCACUGUUCCAGAGCUGAAGCAUCUAAACUGGGUCAGUUUGGUCGGACUGGUCAUGGUGCUGUGUGGCGAGGGCCUGCGGAAGGCUGCCAUGUUGACGGCCGGCUCCAACUUCAACCACAUUGUCCAGAAUGAGAAAGCCCAGAGCCACGUUCUGGUCACCAGCGGGGUCUACGCCUACUUCAGACACCCAUCCUACGUAGGCUGGUUCUACUGGAGCAUAGGAACUCAGGUCAUGCUGUGCAACCCGGUCUGCAUCCUGGGCUACACGAUAGCCAGCUGGCGCUUCUUCCGGGAGCGGAUAGAGGAGGAGGAGCUCUCACUCAUCCAUUUCUUUGCCGAGGACUACGUGGAGUACAAAAAGAAGGUCCCCACCGGGCUGCCCUUCAUCUCUGGCAUCCGGGUCAACUAGUCCCCUAGACCUGGACACGAAGCCCAACAGACUUCAAGCUCCAUAGCAGGUCAGACCUGGAGGCGACGUGUGGUCUGCUGUAGCAGCUGCCGCCCCCUCAAGGUGAAGUCGCGGCCCCCGGCUGAGAGCCUGCAGCGGCUGCAAAGGCAGAGCGACGGCAGCUGGGCUGCUGUUUUUCUACCAACAUCCAGUAUAUGAACAGAGAACCUCAGCUGUACACGCAUUCCCACUCUCGCCCGUUUCUGUCUGCAUGCUGUCACCUUGGCGAUAGGUUUCCACUCAUCUGCUGGCUGCUUUGCCCGGACCCUUCAGCAUCACAUGUCAGAGUUCAUUUCAUGUACUAGAGAUGUUUCACAGAAAAUGAACAAUAUUAUGUGGAGGGACACGCUUAAGGCUUUUCCCAAUCAGAAGCAUUUAAAUGGACGACGUCUUCUCCUGCUUUUUUUCUACGUCUACUGCUUACUUACUCACCAUAUUAUCAAUAUCCAUAUUUAUUUCUGACCCCACUCUCUUACAGUGGUAAAAGACGUGACAUGUUCUGUCACCUGGUUAGCAUCAAAAUGGGAAUAUUUCUAUAAAAGCCAUGUUUUCUCAUGUGCACUUUCUCAUUUUGAGCAUCUUGUUCUACGUCUUGCAGAAACAAUGAAAUCUUCUUUCUGGAAAGGAGAAGCAGCUCCAGAUACCAACCACAGGUUCUCUGUGGUUGGUUCCGACUGUCUGGCUGGGAGGAGGAGGAAGAUGAUCACUCUCUCCUGUGAUCACCUCCUGCUUUUCUUUCAUUUUCUGAUAUUUUCUAGACAGGGAGAGUUUAAUUAAAACAAGAACUGCCUGAAGCAGGGAUAGAAAAGAGACCAGCAGGAGAUAAUUGACCUCCACUUCUGAAAGGACUAAAUGUAAAUGUUUCUGUAGAUUUUUACAUCUUUUUUUCUUGCGCUCUCAAUGAAACACGCAGCAAUAUCACAUUACAUGUGCUGUUUAGCUGAGCAGGGUGUCCUUUGUUACUGAAAACAUUGCACAACAUAGGACACCUGAACUUUUUGUUUUUUUUUCUCUAAAACUAUAGAAGAGCGUAGCGUGGUGAGCCUCUGGUUCUUUUCUGUAAUGGGUGAAGCUGUCGGUGUGGCAGAGUUGGGUCUGGGGAAUCUUCUGGUGCUCAGGGUUUUGCUUUGUUUGUGGCUGCUUUUCAUCCAUUUUGUUUUCCAGAUGUGUGCUCAUCUUGUGGUGUCACCCCGCAUCCGUUAGCAUCCGUUAGCAUCACUUAGAGUCACCAGGGAUGAUGACUUGUCGUACUGUUUAAUAUUUAAGCUUUUUCUUUUUUUAAAUCAAUGAUUUGUAACGACUGUAGCACAAACUCAGACGUCCUGUUGGAAGCGCAGUGAGUUCCAAAGUUGUCCCAAUAAUUCUGUCACACAUUUCCAUGAAUAGUUUGUGCAUCUCUGUACAAACCACAAACAGACCAAAGUAUUAUGCAGAAGAUGUUUAGAUGUAUGCGUGGCGCUUCGCAGUGCUGAGGAAUGUUGCGGACAUUGCACUGAAGAGUUUGAUCUCCACACUUUGUGUUUCAUAAUAAAGUCUUCCCGCCAUGGUUUAUAAUUCUGAAACAGAGACUAUAUUAAAGGACGGACGAGGCCACUCUGAGGCGUGGCAGUGGCAGGAGGUCUGCUGUGACUCCGGUGGUGGCGCGUUGUGUUUAGAAGGCGUGUGAUCCUCCUGAUCCUAGUUGCAUUUUGACAGUCAGGUAUGCAGUGGCACCCAGAGGGGGCCAUGACCCCCGUUGAAAAAUGCUGCCUCCCAGUGAAUCAUGUUCAAAAGGCAUACGGGCCAUCUUCUUCAAUCAAGUGCGUUCCAAUUCAAUAAAACAUAUAUAUAUAUCUCCAUGAUUGAAACCAAAUGCAUGCCCUUGUCAUUCUUCUGAGUUUAAUAUAGAAAUAAUUUGGUCUCUAAAGGGUGUCUCCUUUUUAGAGGCACCUAAAGGGAGGUGCCCACUAAAUAUUGGGCUAAUAGUAGGCCCAAUAUUUAUUGAGCCCAAUAAAUAUUGCCAAUAAAUAGCAAUAUUUAAAGGGGCUAAAUAUUUAAUGGGCUAAUAUUUAUUCAUCCAAAAUUGAAAUGUUUAUGUAAUCAAGUCAAAAAUCUCAUUUUAUCUUGUCUGCUGUUACCGAAACUUCAUAUUUGAUGUCACAUCACAUGCUUUGAAAGCUCAGUGACAGGUUGUGCUGAUUACACAGCCUAUGUUAAUCAGUUAUCUAACAGUAGCAUUCUGUACUAUCAGUCCUCUGGCUUUAAAACGAAACGCGUCAUGAACCAUCAGCUGAAUAUUUACACGUCAUUUGAAAGGUGCUGAAUUCCCCUCAUUACAUUAAAUGGUUCAUAUUUUUAUUGAAUUGGAACAAACAUUAACAUUGAUGAUUAAAAUGCAACAAUUCAGUGACUACUUGAGGCCCAAACUCCGCCUGUCGGCAAUGUUUUCAGCAACUACAGUUUGUCUCAGCUGCUGUUUUCGUAGCUUGACCUCUGAAUCCCAUCAGAGUUUGAUCAUCUAUUUCUAUCAGUCCCUCUGCAGCGCCUGCUCUGACGUCGACUGCAGAGGCGACUCAGUCCCACCACAUUCAACAAGACAAAACUCUGAAACUUUGGUCUAAAUUUGAAUAACAGCUCAGUGAAGGUGAUGUUUUUGUUUCUCUUUCAAUGUGACACAUGUAGCUUGUGGGAGAUUUCUGGUAAAUGAUUAAAGGUUGUGGGCACAUACACAGAUUUUAUGCUGCAUAAACAGAGUGGAAAACGGCAGGUUUUCCACUCUGACUGAAAACUGUUGACUGCAUUUAUUCAGCACUGCUUGUAUGAAAUAAAGUUGAGGUUAUUAUCUAAA